AUGGACAAAGAAGCGGGAUCCUCCUCAUUCCAGAUCAAGGCAAAUGAGCCUCCAGGACAUGACAUCUUCUGCACCCCGGAAAACAGUAACUUCUUCUCCAAAGUGCAUUACCAAGAUCUCAAUUCCAACGAUAGAGAUAUACGUCUUCUGAAAAUCCUACCCGAUUCAGGGUCUGGCCUUGUCGAGGGCGAAUUAUUACCAAGCGUGAGACUCGCCGACGUACGCAAGCAAUACCUCGCCCUUUCAUACUGCGCAGGCAACCCACGCAAUACAAAGACUAUCACUGAUGACCUGUUGCUAUGGGUCGAUCAAAUCUGUAUCAACCAAGCCAACCUCGCAGAGCGAUCUCAUCAAGUCGGCUUCAUGAGAGAUAUUUACCAAAAUUCCAAAGAUACGCUUAUUUGCCUUUCUGUUUCUGAAACAGAAGGGCAUGGAAUGAAAUGGUUUAUCGAGCUGGAACAAGAUCUCAUACAGCAUCUACUAAAAGAGCACUCCCACGAAUCUGGCGCAGAUGGGUGGAUUGCAUUCUUCCACAUUCUCAAAAGUCCAUGGUGGGAUAGAGCCUGGGUCUUCCAGGAAUUCAUGGUAUCAAGCCGUGUGAUAUUUCUCUUCGGGAGACACUCCAUUUCCUAUGAUAAAAUGCUUGCAUUUCUGGUUGGCAUAUGCAUUGUAACCCACAACUCGCUCUCCGAAACCAGCAGUCCUGGAUAUGAGCCGUUCAAACGAUUACUUGAACGCUCGCAAUACUCAUUGGAAGAAAUCGAAAAGGCUGUCAGCAAAGUUUACAGUAUGAACAUUGCCAAGGGAAAAUGGGUUCAGGAUGCAGGUUUGAAGAACCUUCUCGUUUACAACAGCAGCAGCCAAGCGUCAGACCCCCGCGACAAGAUAUACUCUGUUCUCGGCCUUGCUCAUCCUGGAUAUGGUAUCGUACCGAAUUAUUCACCGGAGAAUGAUGCGGACAAGGUUCUGGUCGAAACAACACGCAAGAUCAUCAUGUGCGAGGAUAGCUUGAACGUGCUCACGUAUCUGGAUCAUUCAACUCCUCACUACAACAAUGAAGAUGGCUUGCCAUCGUGGGUAGUCAACUGGAUGUCCAAUAUCAACACUUACGAGUAUACACAUGGCAGCUCUAUUAUGAAAAGCAUCACUGGAUACGUGGGACAUCACGUCAAAGCUGAAAAAGCCGAUGCUUCAUUCUCGCAACUUCCUCACCCGGAGCACCCCGAAAGGAUUACAACAGCCUUGGAGGUAUGGGGUGUAUUUCUAGAUGAUGAUAUACAGAAAACAACACUUGAUACAGUAUACAAGGGGUCGCGGGAUCACAGCAUCUUAGCAGAAAGGUAUGCGAUAGAAAGCAGUGACGAGCUGUGGAUUCUCUGCGGAGCGUUGGAGCCCUUUCUUUUGAGAAAGUGUCAAGGAGGAUAUCGAUUGGUUAUAGGUGUACAGUGUCUAGAGUUACUCAGUGACCUGACAAAGGGAGAGUUUAAGGAUUUUGUUGAUGGGGCAGGGGAUCUGGAUAUGAGGAAGAUGGAGUUGACGCGCAUCAGGAUUUUCUAG
Fusarium redolens is the source of this 1557-nucleotide messenger RNA. RefSeq names its product heterokaryon incompatibility protein-domain-containing protein. The record is from RefSeq and is a predicted model, not a curated record. The transcript is spliced from 3 exons. The coding region runs from base 1 to 1557 and encodes 518 amino acids. NCBI's taxonomy places the organism in Eukaryota, Fungi, Ascomycota, Sordariomycetes, Hypocreales, Nectriaceae.